Podarcis lilfordi (Lilford's wall lizard) is the source of this 22867-nucleotide messenger RNA. The record is from the annotation of a GenBank genome assembly. Lineage: Eukaryota; Metazoa; Chordata; Lepidosauria; Squamata; Lacertidae.
ACGGGAUUCUCGACCCCUGUCAGGAAACGCAGCCCUCCGGUCUGGAGAAGUCCUUUCUCCCACGCCUUUAUGUGUCAGGAUUCAUCCCUUCUCGCCUCAGAUAUGUGAGAGAGGCCAGGCUGAGAGAACCUGACACGGGAAAGUGUCGCUAAGGCAGGACUUUAAACUCCUGUCACUCCUUCCCAGUCUCACAUAUCUCAAGGGAAGGAGGAGGCCGGCGUCGCUUUUGGCGCCCUUCUGCAAAGAGCUGAACCCGCUCCUCGUGAAUUACUCCUAUAUAGGGAAGCGACACAGGUGUUCCCCCAGCGGCUUGUUUACAAAGGAGCGCGCCCAAUUCACCCAUGGCUUGGGAGGAGGGAGGGCGAGGAAGGAGUCUCAAGCCGAAGGGGAAGGUGUGUGUUUAAAUAACAUCACAUGAAACGCUGCAAAACAUAGUAUUCCUGGUUAGGGGGCGUGAUCAGACAGGAAGGCAGGAGAUCUCUGAUUCCCCGUAUGUGGCGGGAAAGCGGGAAGUUUGAAAGAUGUUAUAAAGGGGCUUAACUAAUUCGGCUCUGCUACUGAGAGAAAGGACAUUCCUGUGGUAAAUGAGGGCCUGCCAUGCUUUUAUAAACGCAGGCGCACACAGCUGUGUUAUCUUUUGACAGAACCACCUUUUUUGUAUUAGGGGGGAAGUGGGGGGUGGGAAACAAACAAACAAAAAGUUAUGUACAGAGCAUUCUCAGAAUGACGAGAAGUAAAACAUUAUCGAUGCUAAAUCGUACUUAAAUGAGUACGAUUCAAAUAUGCCUAGAAAAUGGAUGCUUUGGUGGAUGGAAGGAUAUUUCAUCCCACAACAAUAUCUGUUUAUCUAUCUAUCUAUUAGGGGAAAUUAGUGGUGCACUUAUAUAAAAAAAAUAUUUUUUAUUUUAUUUCCAUGAGGUGGGAUGUUCAAAAUCAAGGGAAAUGCAUGAAUUAUAAAAAGCAGCCUCUCGCUCACUCUGUUUAUUGCUCUGUGGAACCAACACAGCUGCUGUUAUUCCUCAUAACACUUCAUUAAUUCUGAAUACAAGCGUUUUAUUACUCUGACAAUUCUGACAGGCAGGCAGAUGCCGUAUUUUAACAGAGCACCCUUCAAUUUUUUCCCUCAGAUAAACGACAUAUGCGGAGAAAACCUAAACUCCCGUAAUAUCGUCAUUGAUACUCUGCAAAGUGAAAUACUAAUUCUUUUUUUUAAAAAAUAGCCCAAAGUAGAUUGCUGCAAUUUUAAAUUGAGGCAGUAGGCCUAGGUGUCCCCUCCCCCGCUUCUGUGGCAUGUCUAUAUGCUUUGCCUCACACAAAACUGAAGGUUUUUAUCUUUAGCCACACUGGGUGAGAGGCAGCUAAAAUAGGGUUAAAAUAGCUAAAGCAGGUUUAUCUCUCUUUCUCUCUCUUUGUAUUUUAUUGUAACUGAAUUUGUCAUAUCCUCAUCUCAUUUUAUCCACCUGUGAGGGCCAAGAGGGUGGGAUUUGAAUAUGAGAGAUGCCGGUUCAAAUUGCUGCUCUGUGCACAACAUAGCACUAAACUGAGACUCAUUGAACACUGGUAUAUACGUUUAUUUUCAGGAGUCGUAAAUCUGUCUUCACGAUCUGACAGGUUCUGUAGCAAGGGCUUCAUGGGAUGCUACAGAGGGCUGAGGUGUGUGUGUGUGUGCCUCACUUCAAAGAGGGCAAACAUUAUCGCGGGGUUGUGUCAAAAUGAAGAAUUGCCACAGGUUCUGGUAGUAUUUAAUGUGGGCCAAGGGCUCUACUUUUGGAUACAGAAAUACAGACUUAAAACUAGAAUGUGUUGAGAACAGGAAGGCGGCAAUUUUUUAAAAAAUCAACGAGUGACAGAUCUUAAACAUUUACAAAAAUGAAAUAUUAUGCCUUGCUUCUCACAUGUAUUUACAGUCUAGAAUAGUUUAUUGUCUCCAUGUUUAUUGUUCUGGACCGCUGUAUCGGCAGUUUUCAGUAUAAUCUAUUAUAUCUUUCUGAAUUACUUGUCUAAAUUUGACCAUGAUUCUACUCUUAUCUGCCAGGUAGAUUCCACAAGGUGACUGGAGACAGUUGCUCGGCCCUAUGGGAGAUGACCCUUGUGUUGCUGCAAGGUUUUGUAUUUUCUUCCACCUUAUUCAACAUGUACAUGAAGGUGUUGAGAAAUGCAAUUUGAGGAUUUGGAGUUCAUUGCCAGCAAUAGGCUGAUUAUAAUCUGUUGUAUCUUCCUCAGUUCUUGGCAAGGUGGUGCUGGAAUCCCUGAACAAGUUGUCUGGAGUUAAUAAUGAGCUGGAUAAAGGCCAAUAAAAAGAAGUUCUAUCCAGCUAAGACUGAGCUGUUGACGGUAGGUGAACCAGUUGACGGUAGGUGAACCUGUCAAUUUGAGUGUGGGUGGGCAACCUGUUCUUACAGCACUUCAAUGUUCAUGGAUCCAGCGUUAUAGCUUGACAGUUUCUGUCCAGAGUGCCUUUUUCUUGUUAAGUUUGGUGCAUCAACUGUUCUCUUUCCCAUAUUAUAAUGCUUGUGUCACCAUCUAACAUACCUUCUAAAUUAUAUAAUAACUUCAAAAUUUUAUUUCCAUAAUGCAUUUUACGUGGGUCUGCCUUUGAAGACUGUCCAGAAACUUUAACUGAUCUAAAACGUAGCACCCAGGUUGUCGAGAAAUGGCCUCAGAGACCAAUCUUCGUAUGUCUGCUGCCAGUAUAUUUCUUGGCACAAUUCAAAGUACUGUUGUUGACUUUUAAAGCCUUAAACAGUCUUGGUCAGGGUAAUACAAAGGGGCACCUUCCCUACUAAUUUUCUACCUUCCUCUGUCAUCAAAGUCAUUAGUGGAGACUCUGUUGAGUAUACCUUCCCUAAUGAGGUAUGGUUAGCAGUGAACAGGGCAGGGUCUUUUUAGUAGUGACACCAUACCUCUGAAAUCCCUGCCAGUAAAGCUGUCCUGGACACCUCACAGGAAGCUGGGCUGGGGGAAAGAGCUCUUUAAAGGAGUGUUCACUCCAAAAUCAAGGAGUAUUGAUUGUUCUGUUCUAGUUGCUUUGUUUGUGUUUUAAAGAUAGGUUGUUUUAGGCUGCAUUUAUAUUUUGUAUGCUAUAUUUAAUUGGUUGUAACCUUCUUUGAAAGUGUUUAACUAGGAAGAAGCAUAGCAAUCUUUAAAAAACAACAACAUUUUAUUACUUGGGCAAAUAUGGUAUUGUUGGAGCUAGGUGGUGGUAUGUAUCUUCUAAUCCAAAGAUGAACUUUGGAGUUUCUCCAGUUAUUCCCAAGGCUGUGAGUUAAGAAGUUAACUUUUGUAUUCCUUAUUUUGAAGUUCCUUUAUACAGUGUACCUGCCUAAUUCCAUGCAAGUUUACUCAGGUCAAUAUUUCUUAUUAAGUGUUUUUAGGAUGGCACAUGUUAAUUCACACUAAGUUCAAUCGGAGUAAACAUUGAUAGAUGGGAUUUCUGCUUUAACACAGUAGAUAAAUCAUGCAAACCGAGUGCCUUUCUGGAAUAUGUAAAGGUAAAGGACACCUGGACGGUUAAGUCCAGUCAAAGGCGACUAUGGGGUUGCAGCGCUCAUCUUGCUUCAGGCCGAGGUAGCCAGCGUUUAUUCAGAGACAGCUUUCCGGGUCAUGUGGCCAGCAUGACUAAACCGCUACUGGCACAUGGAGGAGCGUGAUGAGUGCCAGAGCACACAGAAACGCCGUUUACCUUCCCGCCGUAGUGAUACCUAUUUAUCUACUUGCACUAGUAUGCUUUCGAACUUCUAGGAUGGCAGAAGCUGGGACAAAGCAACAGGAGCUCACCCCAUCACGGGGAUUCGAACCACCGACCUUCCGAUUGGCAAGCCCAAGAGACUCAGUGGUUUAGACUACAGCCACCCACGUUCCUUCUGGAAUAUGUAUAUUUGCUAAACAUUUUUUCCCAUUGUAGGCUGUGGCUUUUGCCAAGUUUGGGCAUUCUUACUGAGAUGCCACUACCCGACUACCUUUGGAGGUUUUAGCCUUUAUUUGGUGGGAAAUUGGAUCAUUUGAAUCCAAGAUACCCUGUUUGUAAAAAAGAAAAGAAAAAAGAAAAUACCUAGAGAAAAAGAUCUGCCAAAAAAAAUGACACUGCCGUCAAAUAUUGUACUUCUGUUGAGGCAUAUUUUGCAAAAGAAGAAGAAAACGAAAAGUGCAUGGGCUCAGAAAUUAUCUGUGCACUGUUACUGGAACAAAUAUGGGUUCUCAAGCUGUGAGAAUUUACAAGUCAUUUAGAGCCAGAAAGAAGUCAGAAAUAUUGAAUGUUUAUGGUUUCUUUUCUAUGAAUAAAUCAGAUAUAUGCACAAACAGCAUCAUUUAUUAUGAUGAUUGAUUUGUUGUGCAAAACAUUUUUCUAGGCUCCUGUCUUGACUAAGCAGGUUUUCUAGAGGCCUAGAGUAUAAUGAUAGUAAACCCAUAUUGGUCAUAGGUUUGAAGUCUUGUUUAUUCUGUUAUAUUUUACUCCAGGAAGAGCCAUUUAUCCUAAAUAGAACCCAAUAAGGCCAACAUGUAUGUAAAAAAUAGAUAUAUUCUAAUGUGAUUCCAUUGAGAUCCCAAGAUGAAAUUUUGCAUGAAGCUCAUGGAAAUGUUUAAUCAUAUUACUUUUUUAAUCACUUUUUAAAAUUUUAAAUUAUGUAACUUUAAAAUUUAAAGUAAGUCCAUCACGUGCCAUAUCAUAUUAAAGCCCAUGAAGUUCUGAAGAGAUUUGUAUUUUUAGUUUUGAAAUAUUUCAAUUCUGGGCUGAGCUUUUAAGGUUUUUGUGUAGUCCAGCAAGGCCAAAAUUGUCAAUUUUUUCAAACCCUCGUAACAGGAUGAGAUAAAAAACAAAAAACUGAGAUCUGGGACCUUCUCUUAUACUACUUUUAGGAAACUGAAACUGAAAGCAAAAUAAAAUGGUAAUGUAAAAGACUUUGGAUCACUUGACAUGGAAUGGCCCACUCCAUGCUUGUGAGUGCAGAAGUGAGCUUAUUGCUACGUAUUUGCUGCUCUUGUGAUUCUCCAGAUUAGAGGAAAUAAAUGUAAAUUCAAUGAAAAGCUUCUGGCUAUAAAACAAAGAACUGCCAGUACUUCAGAGGCGUCACAUUUAUGUAUGACAACAGUAGACGCUAGAAAACGACUCAUAGAUUUGGAAGGAUGAUGGAUGUGUUGUAUAUUAUACUUAUAAAAUUCAACAUUUACUUACCCUGUUUGUGUAAUAUAUACCAGUCAUGCCAUUUUAUAGUCCUUGAGCUCAUUGUUCCUUUCAUUUUUCCUGUGGAUUUAAUUUUCCUUAUCUCUAUACUGUGGAUUUCCCUCCCGAUUUCAGGCUAGAUUAAUGAACCGAGGAAGAAGGAUGACAUAUCCUGCAAGAACCAGCUAUACCUUGAUUCCAAACCAGAAAUAUCGACGAAGCUACCGUCGUUCCAGCAAGUUUAGCAGCACCCUGGAUGCAGAUUCUCCAUCUCUGUCAACCCUUGGGGAUUUCAAAGCACUCCCCUUAGAAAUCUUUCAGAUGGUUUUAGAAUAUCUGCCAGGUGAGAAUUUGAGGCUUUGUGAUGUAUCUGCUACGAAAGCUCUACCCCACUUGCCAAAUGUAGCAUACCACAUUAGCUGCCAGUUCAUAUGUGGCAAGCCACUAUGUCUGGUUUAUCAGGCGAGGCUGCUCAUUUAUAAUUGACAGUGGCGAUCUGUUAUUGUUUAUUGAGAUGCAGAGUAUUUUGUACCAGUGGUCCUGUAGUAUACUUCUUUGGCUUGUUUUGGUUCGGGACUCAUUGCCCCUAUGCUGCUGUUCAAGUUUUUGGGACAUAUACAGUGGUACCUUGGUUUAAGAACAGCUUAGUUUAUGAACAACUUGGAUUAAGAAUGCGGCAAACCCAGAAGUAGGUGUUUUGGUUGUGAACUUUGCCUUGGAGUUGAGUGUGUUCCAUUUGUAAAUUGAGUCCCCUGCCACUUUGGGAAAGCACGCCUUAGUUUAAGAACGCUUUGGUUUGAGAACAGACUUCCGGAACAGAUUAAGUUCGUAAACCAAGGUACCACUGGAUGUGGUUUUUUCCUCUCAAUAUGGAGUGCCUACAUUGGGGUUUUUUUUGUAAAAAAAAAUGUUAAUUCCUAGUCUAUACUGUAGACUCCUAUUCUAUACAUCGGGGAACCUCAGGCCUUGGGACCAAAUGCGGUCCUUUAGUUUCUUGGUUCAGCCCUAGGAACUCUUUCCCACACCCUCUUUGACUCCUUUUGCCUGGCUGGAAUGUGCCUUUAACUGUGGCAAUGCCUCUUGCUUGCCUGGAAAGAGAGUGGGGAGGUGUGUGGUAUAUGUGGGUAUAAAAACUUCCGACUUUUGCAUGGCCGGAAUGUAACCUACUGUACAAAGGUAAGAGGUGUGCCCAUUGCUCUGCCUACUCUUGCAUCUGGUCCUGGCCACCCCUGGUAUAUGGCCCCCAGAAGCUUGCCUACAAAAGAAUGUGGCCCUUGGGAUGAAAAAUGUCCCCACCCCUGCCUGCUGUACAUAUAUACCAGUAUCUUAUGCAGUGUGCAGAAGGGCUUCUAUGGAGUUGAAAAGUAGGGUUGUGCAAGGUCAGAAACAAUUACUUGCCUCCCCAAAAUACCUGUUUGGUGGAUGGAUGAAUAUGCACAAGAAUCAGAUUUAACUAAUUAAAGGGAGAAAGGCUCCAACAAUUAAGGGGCAGAGAGGACAAUGGGAUGGAAGGCAUUGUAAUAAAGCUGCCGAAACAUAAUCAGCAACAUUGCAGAAAUGCUAAGUUCCUGUUUAUGAGACAUCAACUUUCAGACUAAGAAACUGGAAUUAGAAGACAACUGGAGCCUGCGACAAAAUGUUGCAGUGGAGAUUGCUCUUGUUCAGGGUUCUAGCCAUUCUGUUCCACUUGAUUAUCUUUCUUUCUUUCUUCUUUCUCUCCUCUCUUCAACAGUCAUCCCAGCAUUAUGCAGCCAUUGAGCACACUCAGUUCUCACUGGGGUGUUUUGGCUCUCCCCUCCUCCAUUUAGAGUCCUGCCUCCACCCCAGAUGUGUUAUAUUUCUGCACAGCUGUGGGUUCCCCUGUGUCCCUUUUAUUCUUGUGCCAUUUUGACUAUAUAUAAGCAGUAGCACUCACAGCCUGAACAAUGGAAACAGAAGGACUUACCGUACUUAGUCACAUGAUUAAACUGUGUCUUGUCAUUGGCCUGGUUCACAUAUCACAUUAAAACAUAGUUAAAAUAAACUGUGUUUUAAUGUGAGCAAGUGGCAUGCUAGUUGCAGGUGCUUCACUCAUCCCCUGCUCCUGCUGCACUGCCAGGAAACAAGCAAAAAAUUUUCCUUGGCUUGCUCCUCAGGCCCAGCCCAGCCUACUGCUUCUUUCCCAGCAGUGCAGCAUCAAGGGGAACAAACCACAUUGUGAGCCCAGCUUGUCAACUAAUUUGUAAGAGCAACAAUGGUCUUGGAAUAGUCAGCAUCCUGAAGUUCAUAAUAAGGAUUCUGGGAAAAUGUUUCUGUUGAACCUCAUAUGGGUGAGAGGAAAGGGCAAAAGAGCUAUUUGCCUGUGUCUUGUGAUGGGAAAAAAUUAGCUGAGGUCUGAAGGUAUGAUACUAAGUCACUGGGGGCCACAAUGAAUCCUCAGGCCACCCUUUGUCUAAGAUAAAGUGAAUUAUUGACUUGAUAAGCAACAAUGUUUUUCUAGAGAAUAAGGGCUCAUGGUUGUGUGUGUUUUUCUUUUUCUUUUCCUCCUUUUAUUCAGUGAAGGAUAUCAGCAUGCUAAGCAUGGUAUCAAAGACUAUCAGCAGCCGCCUUAUUAAUUACAUCUCAACUCCUACAGGAAACCGAAGACUUUUGCGGCAGGACUUUCAUAAUCCUGAGCUAUCUGGCUGUAGGAAAGGAUUCUCCAUGCUAGAACACUACAAAUCCUUAGGUGACAACAACAACAAUUUUUUAUUUUAUUUUUAUUCCAGGGACACAAAAAUAGAUUUCAAUCAAAUAAAAAGAAGCCAGGAUUCAAGAUCCUGGUUAACUGGAGAAUAAGAACACAGAUACGAAUUGAAUCCUUUUAAAAUAACAGGGAAAUAUUAUUGAGCAGAAUAGGAGGGUAAUUUCUCUAUGGCAAUUAAUCCAGAUCCAGUUUCAGUCAUAUAGUGAACAAGGGUUAGUUUCUCAACAGAUGAGCAUAAAUCUCAAGUCUCAAAGACUUUUGCUGGAAAUUUCUUUGGUUUACAAUGAAAGACCAAAAAAAGGAGAACAGUAGUUCUUUUUACAUACAUAAUUUUAUUUGUAUGCCACCUUUCCAUACUUCAAGCCAAGCUCAAGGUGGCUUAUAACAUGAAAAAAUAGAUAAUGACAAUGUAACAAAAGUAGUCACAAACAAUAAAUAAAACAUCAAAUCAAACAAUUUCCACAUUAAUCAUGAGAUCUAAAAUAAAGAUAUUUUUUAAAAAAUCAGUAAAAGCAGCAACCUCCCCCUGCCCACCUGCAACAGCACCCAUGCAACAACACCUCAGUCCAAGAAUCUUUUCCGCAGCCUCAGCUUUUGUAGCUGGAGUCAGUCAGGGCCCCACUCUCCCAGUCUAGUUGGGAAAAGGCCUGCAAGGCUAGGAGCAGAUGUUCCAGGACCAGAGCCAAGAUGGCCUCUACGUCUUUAGUUGUAACUUACCCUUGCUACAUCCUGCAAAAAAAGAGAAAUCAGUUCCAUGUACAAAGUUAGGAAUUGAAUAAUGCCCAUGUAGUUCAGCAAGUCUGUGAUGGUCACAGCAACCCAAGUUUCCCACUUUUGAAAGAUGGCUUCUACAAAAGGAACACAAGAAGAGCCUUGCUGGAUCAAGCCCAAGGCCCAUCUAGUUCUGCAAUCUGUUCUCACUGUGACUGACCAGAUGCCUAUAUGAGAAGCCCAUAAGCAGGGCAUGAAUAUAAUGGCGCUCUCCCUUGUUUGUGAGUCCCAGUGGAGGUAGAACAUAGCCUCAUACACCAUGAAUUUGCUAAUCAUCUCUUAAAGCCUUCAAAUUGGUGACCACCACUAUAGCUUGUGGGAGCAAUUUCCAUACUUUAAAAUGUGUGGUAUACUUUCUUUUGUCUGCCCGAAAUCUUCUAACAUUCAGCUUCACUGAAUGGCUAUGGGUAUUAUGUUAGAGAGAGAAGAGUUUCUAGCUACUUUCUCCACAAUAUGCAUACACCUUUAUCAUGUCCUCUCUUACUUGCCUUAAAAAAAACUAACUAAAAAGCCCUAAGUGUUGUUUUCGUUGCUGUUUUCUGAAACCUUUGCAGCUCUACAAUACCCUUUUUCAGAUAAGGCAACCAGAACUGUACACAAAAAGUUACAGUUAUCUGGGCCCUCCAGAUGUGGUCGGACUCCAACUCCCAUCAGCCCCAGGCAGCAUGGCUGGCGGCCAGGGGAAACAGCACUACAAAAUGAUCAAAAUGUGUUGCUCCUUCUGGGAUAGCAAAAUGGUCACCAAGUGAGUUUUAUAGCUAAGCAGGGAUAUGAACACAGGACAAAGGACUAUGUUCCAAGUCCUUAGCCCUUACGUGGCAUUAAUUCUCUGUUUCAGCAGCUGAAUGAGCAAAAAAGCUCUUUUACAGUUUCACCCCUCAGCCUUCUUUGCCUGUCCCCCAAAUAUAUUUCCAGCAUUCCCACUCAGAAUUCGCUACCAGUUUUCCUGAACAAUACACUGUUGACCUAGUUUUUUAAAAUAAAAAUUUAAACCAUAAGUUUCCACUGGCUGAGAAAUAUUUUCCCCUACUACAAACAAGCUGUUCCAAAUUCUACAUCAAAAAAACAACUCUGAUGUUGCUUCCUUGUGUGCUAUGCCAUAAUAAUUCAGAAUAAUAUAUCCUCUAACAUGGCUUGGAAGAAAGUCAAAAGCUCUUCUUUCCAUGAUGGACAAGGCUAGCUGAGUUUCCCCCAGUGUACUUUCAGAUUCUUUUGUAUUUCUUUUUAAUAUAAAUAUUUUUAGUAACUGUCACUUUACAGUUGACACAACCUUUCUUGCAAGGCUUGAAAUGCUAUUUACAUGACCUUUUAAAAACAACAACCAUUUCUGAGGUGCUUUGAUGUGCAACUCUCAACACAAGGAGCCAAAGUUGGCAGAGGCCUCAAAGGAUUUCAGCUUUACAGACUGAUCCAUAAACCAAUUAAUCUGGAGCACUUUCAUUUUAUCCAGCUGAUGUGGCUUUAAGUCCAAACAGUCAUUUUAAGUAAAUGAAACUAAUCAAUUUACAACUACCAAUGCUAAUAAUAAACAUUUGUGUAAUACCUGUUGUGUGCCAGAGAGGCUGUAUGGAGCACUCAGCGCUGUCCUGCUCAGAGGGCCUAAGUCAGGCAUGUCCAAAGUCCUUUUUGGGGGCCUAAUCUGGCCCACCCCGUGGCAGUUCAAUCCCAAAAAAGCUCAAAAACUUAAAUACUAAAAAAAGCUCAAAAACCUCAAUCCUGAAAGAAGAACACAGUUCUGAGUGAGUAGUAGGAUUAGAAAAAUUUGAGUGAGUAGGAGGAUCGGAAAGAAAGAAGGAAGUAUAGUGACAGCAGAAAAGCAAGGAAGCUUAGAAUGGGAAGGGUAGUUCAGGAAAUGAUUUACUGGAAACAGAAGAAGGAAAGUCAUUGUCAUCUGACUAUCCUAACUAGCUGUCUAUUAACAGUGUGUAGCCUAUUAUUUAGUUCAUUAAAUAAACGGGCUUCUGGCUCCUAACAGCACGGGCGUGCAGGGUUUGGCAAUACAGUACAAUUCAGAAUAUUAUAUUUCAAAAUAUUCCUGUGUGCUUUUUUCUUUCUUUGCAGGCCUGUUGUUAAAAAGGUGUACUUUAUUGCUACCUACAAAGGAGAGAUUGAAGUACAUACACAAGAUACUUUCAGAAGUAAGCAUAACAGCUUUUUUAAAAACCCACCUUUGUACAUGUGCACAUGCAAAUUGCCUUAUGCUACCUAAAAUGCCUAGUAAUUUGAAGGUCCCACCCCUCUUUUAUCUUUAUAGAUUUCCUGUUUUAAAUUUAGUGGCUGCUCAGAUCCAUUUCAUUGUUUAGGACUACAGUGUUACGGAGUAUUUUUACAGGUAAAGGAUACUUUAAGGGAGAAAAGCAUUUGGGUUCUGUGGUUGCUUUGAAACAAAACAAAGUUUUGGGGACCUGUAGUUCCUAUUUUUGGUCAUCACAGAUAAAAAUAUGAGUUAGCAGAGAGGUUGUCUGUUAUUUUCCAAAAUGCUAAUUGCACUGAUGUGUCAUAGAAAUCAUAAUCAGAAGUCAGUCUUAUUCCAUUCAUUUCUCCGAAUCACUGUGUGACAGAAAGAGGGAGAACUGGGUUGUUAAAGAUCACUGAGGAUGUUCCCAUGGGGAAAAUACCCAAUACUUCACUUUUCAAGAAGUAAUUUGGAAAUAUUGGUGCACACUGUAAAAUUUGCUUUAAAUGAGUGUCGCUACAAAAUCCUUCUGACGGAAUCCUUCUGACCUGAAUUUAUGACUGUGAGGUUCUGGAAUGGACAAAAAAUAUGCCUCCAUCUGUCCUGGGAAUCUUAAUUUUCCCACCUGUAUUACUGUGUGGAUAUAUGGACCCCCCUACCUUGUUCCCAAAGGAUGCAGGUGGCGCUAUGGGUUAAACCACAGAGCCUAGGACUUGCCAGUCAGAAGGUCGGCGGUUUGAAUCCCCGCAAUGGGGUGAGCUCCCGUUGCUCGGUCCCUGCUCCUGCCAACCUAGCAGUUCAAAAGCACAUCAAAGUGCAAGUAGAUAAAUAGGUACUGCUCCGGCGGGAAGGUAAACGGUGUUUCCGUGCGCUGCUCUGGUUCGCCAGAAUGCUGGCCAGAUGCUGGCCACAUGACCCGGAAGCUGUACACUGGCUCCCUUGGCCAAUAAAGCAAGAUGAGCACCACAACCCCAGAGUCGGCCACGACUGGACCUAAUGGUCAGGGGUCCCUUUACCUUUUUACCUUGUUCCCAGCUCUCAGAUUACUUGUAGGAGCCUCAACUCCCUUUUGAUGGUGUGAUAUUCUCUCUGCAACAAAGAGUUCGUUCUAUAGCUUUAUACUAUUACUGUUUGAUGUUUCAUUUUCUUCCUGUUGUUGGUAAAGGCAGAGCUAUAACUCUUUCACUGCCUCCCAGGUAUUUGAUGCAGCUCUUCAUCUUUGGAGGAUUAGUAUCUGUCUCCCCUGUCAGCCCUCUACUUCUGCUAGUUUCCCCUGGCUGCUUGCAUUAAUUUCAUUGCCUCUCUCCCAAGGACAGUAGAGUCAGGCAACUAGAGCUCAGAACUGAGUAAUAUUAGAAUACUGUACACAAAAAAUAUAUACAUAGCUAAGAGAUGUUGGACCUAUCAAAGUGAUUUGGUGAUGUUUAUGUAUCUACUUUUGUUUUUGUUUUUCUCUGUAAUGUUUUCAGACUUUAACAGCAGGUUGGGAUGAAUUAGAAUGUCAUCGGGUUUAUAACUUCCUCUGUGAGUUGAGUAAUUUACCCCGGAGAGUGCAGACAGUUGUCGGCAGCAAACCUGGUAAAUACACCGUGUGAGGGAGAAUGGUGUCCUACAACCCUCUUGUUCUGAAUUCAGAAGGCAUAGAGGCAAGGGCAAGAUCCUUGACUCUGAGACUGUGUACAUACUCCCAUUUAUUUUGCAUCCAGUGUGCCCCCCCCCCCCCGUUUUAGGAAGCGGUAUAUACACAACAUUGGGACGCGGGUGGCGCUGUGGGUUAAACCACAGAGCCUAGGACUUGCCGAUCAGAAGGUCGGCAGUUCGAAUCCCAGCGAUGGGGUGAGCUCCCAUAAAGUGAGAUAAAAGCCGCAGCCCCAGAGUCGGUCACGACUGGACCUAAUGGUCAGGGGUCCCUUUACCUUUACCUUAUAUACACAACAUUAGCCACAAACCCUAUCUAUCUGUAUUAGCCCUGUUGCUUCUUACAGAAUGCUGCCUUUUCCUGCAUUUCCCCCAAGCCAGUUUCAAUUGAAACUGAGAUUGCAUUGCAGGGGGGUGGACUGGAUGACCCUUGCGAUCCUACAAUUCUGUGACCUAGCUGUGUUUUAAACCAGUAAUGUUCUCGCAGCCUGAGUCUGUAGAACUCACUUUCUGCUAUUAUUUGCAGCAAUGUAAAACCGGACUAUUCUGUACCAAGGCUGAUUCCUACAUGUUGAUUUAAUGUCUUAGGAAGUGCCCGAAAACUGGAGCUGAGGAUAAGGAUCUUUUGCCGCAGUGUUCUUUUGAACCACUGGAUUCAUCGGAGUGAUUCAGCAUUUUGGCUGACACGUAUUUUAAAGCCAUGGCCUAUGGUAAAUCAAGCCCGGCUACUAUAUAUACUGUUUGGGCCUGCCUCUAACUUGGAUGGUAAGCUGUUUUAAGUAAUAAGGCACAGAAUCUAUAACAUAGGUAGAAAUAUAUGGGUAGGCUACCUGUAAAUUCUGCCUAUGCAAUUCCAAAUGUUUUGUUGCAGAAAGAAUUGGGGUUGGCUUUUGCUGUCCAACUCCCCAAGGGACUUUGAUUCCCCUAAGUCCAUGAUGGGUCAGAGAAUAAUGGAUGGAGGCAGGAUUCAGGGAAAGCAAGGCAAAUCUUUAUUUUUCUGUUGCAACAAAGUCCCUCCCCCACCCCUUGCAAGGAGGUGAGAGACCCAGAACAAAUAUGUGCAAGCCCCUUUUAAGACAUUAGACAUUGUCCAACCCCUUAGCGAAAGACCACCCUAAAAGCAUCAUGCAUACAUCACAGAAAGAGGCAGGUCUACCACAGAAAUUUGAGUGUGUGGCUUCUCUCCUGUCUGCCAGGAUACCUGAUAAUGUUUUAGUGAUUGCAUUACCUGGGCAGUCUGGCCAUUAUUUUGAGAUAGUAAAUACUUUAGUUCUUGAACCCAGGUCACAGGACCACCCUAUUCAUAUAAAAAUAUGCCCUUAAGGCAGGAUUUGAAGUAUUUAGAAGAGAAAGUAUUAUUGGGAAAGGUUUCUCUUCUGCAGAAAUAUUUCUCUUCUGAAAUAUUUAGAGUCAUUAGGAGAACCAAGAUUGUUCUGUGUGCGAAAAUAAUGUAUAAUUUUUUUCAGGGAAUAUUUCCUAAAUUUUAGAGGGAGAAGGAUUGGUUUUCUGUGGAUUGUGUGUCAGCUUUGUGUGUGUGUGUGUGUGUACCCUAAAAUUUUAUAGCAAUUGCAAGAACUCCUCAGUGUACAGUGGUACCUCUGGUUAUGUACUUAAUUCGUUCUGGAGGUCCGUUCUUAACCUGAAACUGUUCUUAACCUGAAGCACUACUUUAGCUAAUGGGGCCUCCUGCUGCUGCCGCGCUGCUGGAGCACGAUUUCUGUUCUCAUCCUGAGGCAAAGUACUUAACCUGAGGUACUAUUUCUGGGUUAGCGGAGUCUGUAACCUGAAGUGUAUGUAACCUGAAGCGUAUGUAACCCGAGGUACCACUGUAUUAGGGAAAGCAUCAUGAAAGUAUUCUGAUUUACAUCAUUCUUGUUGAAAAGACUGUCCUUGUUAGGUGUGGAACCAGCUUCUAACCUUUUAUGCUACAGUAGACAGGCAUUGUAAUUGUUUCAUGCCCUCUCCUUAGGAGAAGAGAAAGGCACAAUUUGAUUGAUGAACUUUGGCAUUUGCAAGGAAGGCACCAUCUUACACAUUGCCCCCAGACUUGGCCUGCCUCAGCUAGUAAAGAAAGUGCUUGACAGAUUUUCACAGUUUAGUGUGCGGAAAGAUUCGUUUUCCUGUCAUUUCACCCCUCCACCAUAUUAUUUCCCAUCUGUGUCUUCUUACACAGCUAUGUUUCUUUUUUCCAAAAUACAAUGUCUAGUUUACAGCAGUGCUUCUCCAUGCCCAUAGACUACUGCUCCCUCAUGUCAAUUUUGCAGGAAACUUAACAAAGUCACCUUGCGUGAAAAAGCAAGUGCUGUCAAUUGUACCUGACACCAAAGCAUUGGUAGGCAUUUAGUGUGACUCAUUCACUCACAUUUUAUGGGGGGGUUCACAUGGCAUCAUCAGCCACUUGUAGCCCUCUCAUGUUUUCCCAGUGCUUUUGCCUUUUCUUCUGAAGAAAGUCUGACUCUUUUUGAGACGUUCAGAAGAGUAACAUGAUAUCCUACACAGGUUUAAAUGCCCUUAACGUGACACUUCCAUCUUUUAAGGAGGCACAGUUCUGAUGUAGACAGGUGACUCUAUUGCAACUCAGCACACACUCAAUAUAACCUUCCUGGUAGGCAUUUCAUAUCCUCAUUAAUUUUUCCAUCAAUCUUCUGAUUAGCAAUAUGGAGCCUAUCUGGCUAUAUAUCUUUUAAUAUUAAAAUAUUAGCAAAAUGCUGCUUGAACAAAAUCGGACUGGAGCACUGUAAUACAUUAACACUGACUUUGAAGAAAAACCUUUUCCAGUCACUUUCAUUUUAGUAAUCCACAUAGGUAAAUGUAAAGGAUCCCUGAUGGUUAAGUCCAGUCGCAACCGACUCUGGGGUUGUGGUGCCCAUCUCGCUUUACUAGCCAAGGGAGCCAGCGUUUGUCCGCAGACAGUUUUUCCGGGUCAUGUGGGCAGCAUGACUAAGCCGCUUCUGGUGAACCAGAGCAGUGCAUGGAAACGCCGUUUACCUUCCCACCAGAGCAGUACCUAUUUAUCUUCUUGCAGUUUGACAUGCUUUCAAACUGCUAGGUUGGCAGGAGCUGGGACUGAGCAAUGGGAGCUCACCCCAUUGCGGGGAUUCAAACCCCCGACCUUCCGAUCGGCAAGCCUUAGGCUCAGUGGUUUAGACCACAGCGCCACCCGCGUAACCCACAUACCUUACCCUAAUUCAACAUUUAUCUUCUAUAUUUCCAAUCCAUUUUGGGGGAGGAUUAAAAUAUUAGUUAUAAUACUACUUAACUUUUAAAAGAGUUGUGGUAAUUUUGCCACAGUCCUAACCCCACAAUGUUGAUGUGUGUGUGUGUGUGUGUGUGUGUGUCUGUGUGUAGUGUGCUGUGCAGUCACCUCUACUGAGUUACUGUUGUCGUUAAUGCAAUUCAGGGCAUGUGGUUUGGCAGAAAACGACUGACGGUCCAGCAGACGAAACCAGUUUGAAAGGGUUGGCAGAUGCCAUUAAACUACUGUAUGACACAGAAGCAAAAGAGUGGACGGCAGAUGAUGUCAUCAGUUUGUUGGAUGAACUUUCAGGUACAGUACUGCCUUUCUUCUACUCAUUCUCCUAAGAAUCCGGAAUAUUAUGACAUAGCCACAUUCAGAGCCAGUUCACAUGACUCAAGGCUGGUGAUGAAUUGUGAACUGACUCUGUCUAGACUGAGUGUUUUGCUUGGAUGGCAGGAUAAUUUCACUGAACAUGACAUUUCAGUAUGUGCCCAGACCUAUAGUUUGACAUGCCCCCCGAUUACUUGGCAGUGGUGCAAUAAGCUGUGGCCACAAACUGGGAAACUUACAAUGCCGGCACAAGGUGAAGCAAUAACACAGCCAUCUUGCAAUGUGCAGGCACUCAGCCAAGAUACAUGCUACUCACAAUUCGGAAUGACUCACUGACUACGCAGAUUGGCUCUGAGGGCCAAACUAGGUGUGUUUUCUCCAUUCACAGUGGGAGAUGGGGAUCUGGACACAGAUAAAGUAGGAGAUGCUGAUUGGAAGAUGUAGGAAAGCAUGUAGAGAACACCUGGUUGGGGAAGUCUGUCUUAUUUUAACAGUAAAAGGAGACAGAGUGGUGCUGGAUUCUAUUUACUCUCUGUAGUAGGUUGUUCCAGAUAUUUUGGGAUUUUGGCAUUAUUGCUUGGCUGAGAAGCUGGUUGGUUUUGUAGCUCAUAUUUUUUAUUAUCUGAUUUGUUGGUUAGAUGUGCUUUAUUGGUGCUGUAUUGUAUCUUGAGGAAAUACAACUACCAAAGGGAGCAUUUUUUAUAUAUAAAAAAAGGUGAAGUAACAUAAGACGUAUUUUUAAAAUGCUUUGAAUAUCUUUUUAAAAAAAUCUUAUUUUGAUAACAGUGGUUCCCCGUGACUGGCUUCUGGAAAACAGUGCCCGGCUCCUUAUCUUGUGUGGAAACAAUAUCUGCUUCACUUUUAUGGCUAGUAAAGCUGUGAACGGUCGAGCUAUCGAACUGGCAAGGCUGGUGGUUUUCCUGGCUUUGGUGAGUAGCAAUGAACAGGCAACUUUCCUUCUCUUGUAGUACCUUUUUCAAAAAUUAAGGCAUAUCAAAGAGCCACACUCACUGUCCAUAGAAACAUGACAGCAAGCUGCCUUAUACCAAGUCAGAACAUUCACAUACCCCGGUAUUGUUGACAGUGGCUGGCAGAAGUUCUCCAGAGUUCCAGGCUUCUUUUGGUUUUUUGGGUUUUGUUUUUUUUACCCAGCCCUUCCUCAAGAUAGCAAAGAUUGAACCUGGACUGGGGGAUACUUCUGCAUGCAAAACAUAUGCUCUACCACUGAGCUGCAGUUGUUAAUCAUGAUGUUAAAUGCACCAUUGCAUUUAAUGGCUACUUUUUCUUUAAAAUAACGGGUGCCAGGGGUGCCAACUUGAAUAAAAUAUUGGGGGGGGGCAGGUAAGCCCUACCCCACACAAUCAAUCACAUGAUGCAACACACACACACACAAUUUUAAUGGCAAUGGCCAUCAACUUUGGAGGGGGCGGCCCCCUCAAAUCUUUUAGGGGGGAGCGAAGGGACCUUGGACCCUAGGAGCUGGCCGCUAUGAAUGGCCAGGGAUGGGGAGAAAUGAUUGACACAAUAGCAUUUGGGGAGGAGGAGCCAACACUUUGCACUCCACCACAGUGUUGAUUAAACACCUCCUCCUUGAAACUGUUGUUUGGCAUGGGAAGGAAAUGGUAUCAAAGGAAGCUGCCUCCCAGGCCUAAUAGCUCGGGUGUGUGUGGGUGGGUGGGUGGGUGGGUGUGAGAGAGAGAGAGAGAGAUUUCUAUCAAGACCACAGCAGGUGGGAUAACUUCUUCCUUAUGACCUACAGUAUUGAUCCUAAUUACUAUCUUCUCCCUCUCUGUUGCCUGUUAUUUAGAAGAAGACAAAACUAGAGACGUUUAAUGUCAUCUUAAUUUGGCCCUUUUGCACCAGCUUUUCUAUUACAGUGUUCAGGCUACUUGCCAAAAUUAACAAAAUUGCAGCAAAGUUUUUAAAGAGACAGUUUAAUAUUAUCUCUGUGAAUACUGCAAGGCUAAUUAUCCUGCCUUAGGGUGUUUCUAUGGCAGCAUCCAAGUAUGUCGCUUUGCGUAUUGCCCACUGCACGAUUUUGCUCUUAAGUAGGGAAAGCAUUUGUUUUGUACAACACCCUUUGGAGAAAUAAUUCAUUUGGGUUUUGCAGCUACAUUUUACUCUCUUAAUAGCCUGGUUCCCAUUUAGGCUAGUUGGAAUCUGCACGCCAGACACACACACAACCAACACACACACACACACACGAAAAAUGUGUCAAAAUGCCCUGCAUCUAACACAUUCUGCCUGCAUUACAAUAUGUGUCAGAGCUACUCUGUGAUGUCUGGCAAAUUAGUACAGAUAACAAGUGCAUCUUCCUGCUUUUUUCUGUCAGGCAAGCAAAUGCAGCGGGGUGUGGGGAUGACAGACUUCUGUACCUUCAAUUGUUGCACAGAAGAAGAGGGUAGAUACCGCUUUUCAUGCAAGAGUGAGCAAACCAAUCCCUGCUGAGAGCUAGCAUGGUACAGUGGCUAAAAAACUGGGCUAUGAAUCGGAAAGCUCUUGGUUCAGGUCUCACUUCUGUCAUGACCUCACUCAGUGGCCCUUUAUUCUACGACAUGAGGAUACUCAUACCAGUCUGCCUCACAGGGUUGUUGUAAAGAUUAUGUAAAUCACUUUGAACAUUUGAAAGCACUGUAGCAAUGCUGGGUAUAAUAUUACUAAAUUUACAGAAAGUGCUGACCUUUGCCUGCAAAGGAAGAAUUGGCAGUACACUUAAAGCACACAUCUUCCUUUUAGCCAUGGCUUGAACUUUCCUGUGCCUGAUGUCAUAUAUGAUGUCAAGCACAGCAAAGGUGGACAUGGUUUUGCAAAACAGGCUGAUGGGCCAAUCUGCAGGCCAUAGAUUCCCCAUCACUGAUGUUUUGAAGUGAAAAGGGAGGAAGCAAAGAUCAACAACUGCUGUCCAUCCCAUCAAUUGAAUGGUCAUUAAUAUUUUCUGUUCUUGUCCCAGGUAUGUGAGAAGGACCUCUACUGCAUGGAUUGGGCUGUUAAAAUGAUGCAAAAAGUCUGCAAGGUUUUCAGUACUCCGGGUGAAAGGAACAACUUCCUGCAAGGCGUGGAGAAUUCUUUUGCACACAUUAUCAUGGACGCACUGCAGUCUGUGAUAUCCGGUAAGAAAUCCUACAGGUAGCAGAACUGUUGUCACCUGCUCAUUUCUUUAAUUACUGCUUGUCCCUGUCAGCUAGUUUCACUGGGUGCCUCUGCUCCAUGUAAAUUCACAAGUGCCCGGAUAGCCUUUCACACAAAUUAGAUAGUCUAGGUGCAGGAAAUAGUUUCAUUGAAUGCAUUGUCUCAAGGCUGCUUGGCUGAGCUCUGAAGUGAGAGCUCUGUCAGACAGAUAGCACACGUAGCAGGUUUGCUAGAUCAUAUACAUAAGAGGUCUUUAGGGUUGCCAAAAGUAAAAACCAGGACACCCUGAAGGUUGUUGAGCUUUUAUUUAUUUUUUUAGGAAGACCCCAAAAUUGUUAAUUGUUUUAUAGGAAAACUCAGUAAUCAGGACAUAUGGCAGCCCUAUAGCAGAGGUUGGAUGGUCCCCUAUAAGGGAUGCUGUAACUACAAAUUUCCAGGGUUUUUUUAUGAGGUGCCCUUCAAAGUCUUCCUCAACUCUCUAACUCUGUGAUUCUAUAUUCUGAUAAAACGUCUUCCUGAGUUUAGGGUUCCUCUUUCGCAUACUCCAAAAUAUCAUUUAAAGUCAUUUUUAUGUUCUUAAUUAUGCAAUUAAUGAUAAUAAUUGUAAUGUUUUUGUACGCCUCCUUCUGGCAACUCCUGCAGCCAAGCUGGUGCCAAACAUCUUGCUCUGCUUUCCUUUGGACCACAUUAGUAAGGCCAAGAGGGGGGUCUUGUUGUCUGGGCAUCCCAGGACCUCCACACACACACUGCUCAGGCUUGCACCCUAGGGAGGCCACUAGGGAGCCUAAUGCAGAGGUUUGACUUCACCCGUGUAGGUGCACUCCAUUGUCUCUCGAGAAAGACGGGUGCCAACAACAACAAUUCAUAUUAUCUUAUUUUUGUAAACCACACUGUGCCCAUUUCUGGUGAAUGGUGGUACAGAAAUCUCUUAACAAAGAAACAAAUAAAUAAAAUAGGAAGUAGUAUUUGCAAUAGUUUAGAAUCAGAAUAGGGACUCUCUGGCCCUCCAGAUGUUGCUGGAUGGCAGCUCCUAUAUUCCCUGACCAUUGGCCAUGUUGGCUGGACUAAUGGGAGUUGCAGACCAACAACACCUGGAAAGCUAGAGGUUCCCUAUCUUUGUUCUAGAGACCUAUGCUGUUAAACUGUCUUUCACCUAUGACAAUAUUUUAUUCAGGAAUUAAUAAUAGUUCAUAGAAUUGUGGAUUUGGAAGGGAACAGAAGGGUCAUCUAGUCCAACCCCUUGCAAUGCAGGAAUAUUUUGCCCAACAUGGGGCUCAAACCCACAAACCUGAGAUUAAGAGCCUCAUUUGUAUCCUGCCCUUCAGUGUUACAGUCCUGAGGGCUAAAUCAGACAAUACAUUAAAUGUAUAAUUGCAUUUAGCAUACCUGAUUUUCAGGGGGUGGGCAAUUAAAUAGCAGCCAUGACAAGGAGACUCAGGAUUAGGAACCUGUUAGCAAGGGUUAAUUCUCCCACCCACCCCUCUCUUACACACACCACAGUCUAGGAGAGAAAAAACCCCAUGGAGGCUGCUAUUUGACUUGUGCGCAGUGCUGUCAUGGAGUGACAAUAGCAAGGGCAAAUAGCGAACAAUCUCCAGGGAGUGAUUUUCAUCAGGGCUGCAUUGUGAAUGUCUAAAACCCUCUCUGCACCUUCAGUGUUCCCAAUCCUGAGCUCAUAAUUAUUACUUUACUGGGGGUGGGGGGUGGGGGAAACCACAGCAAUGUGUUUCAUACAUUGUGUUGUCUGGCCCUCAGGGCAGCUAACAGAACAUAUAUUUCUUUUUGUGCUUGGGAUUUGUGAUUGUAUUCUCUUCUGUUCUACUUCCUUGUCUUUUUGAAAAACAAAUUCACCCUUGAUCAUCACUGGGUUUUUAUUCAAAAUAUUGAAGUUGGACUCCUGCAAUUUUCAACCUGUGUUAAAAAAAAAAAAGGAACAACCCAGUUUCUAGUACUAGCUCAAAUUAAGCUCUGUGAACACCAAGAGUAGAGUCUCCUUAUAAAUGUGUAAUUCUCUAAAUGGCUUCACACUGCAGAAGUGAAUUAAAACUUAAUAUCUGCUACCCAAUCACUAUGAAUAUGCAGCAGCGUGAGCUAUUGGCUUGCUACUUGCCAUUAAAUGUUUACAACAAUGCAAUCAGUGCUGUCACAAAUCACUAAUAUAGCACAGAUAGGGUAGCCACUAAGAAUAGUCCACAGACUUGUACUUUUUAAGCAGAUUCUGCAAAAUCUGUUUCCAUAAAAGUAUGUCUUUUUUUUUUACCUCUUGUUUAUUUCACUUAGGGGAGCACGAUGAGGAAGACAGCAGCUUUCUUAAUCUCUUUCAUCUGGUAAAUGCACAGGCAAAUUUUCAUAAGGAAAUCCUUUAUCUGGCCAUGAGCAACAGCAUGUAAAAUUCUCAGCAUUUUGGAGAAGAUACCACCAUGAGGAGUGUUGCCUGUAUCUUAACCAGCCUUCAAGAUUCACACCCUAGUGGUCAUGGGCAACUGCAUUAUAGCUGUAAAAAACUUUUUUUGCAGCUUCUGAAGUGUGUUGUUUAAUAUUUAUAUAUUUAUAUGCAAACUAUAUAUAUUGAUUAUACAUAUUUAUACUAGCUGUGUUGGAAAACCAGUUGCAUUAGCAGGAGGUGGAUAUCGGUUUGCAGAAAGGAGAAGCCUGCUAUGCUUUGGAAAAACUGGGCAGAGGAGCACAAAACAGUCACAUUAAAUACUUCAGGUAGUGCAACUGCUUCUUCUUUCAUUUUUAAGUCACUCUGAGACCGAGAGAAGUAACUUUUAGUUCUGGUUUCCCUUUGGGAUUUCAUUAAAAUGAAGGAAGCAUAAUUAAAGAGGCCCAAUCAGUUUUAUAUCCAGUCCCUAUUAUGCUAUUAACCUUUAAAACAGAGAACUCUGCUGUGGAUAAUUUAAAGUUGUUAACUGUAUGUGAUUUCACCGGAAAGAAGGUUUAAAAUAGACAUUUUCCCAGAAUCGGAGGAGUAGCAGAAGGAUCUCCACAUAGCACGGCAUGUAGAAAGUUAGCACAUUGCAAAGUGCAUUAUGUUGGCCCCAGUGAAAGACAUUUUUUGUGCACUUCGUACUAUGGUACCUAAAUGUGGACUGCAUUUAAUGGAUUGGGCUGAUUAACUUUUUGCAUACUGAAGGAACAAAGCAGACGUUGAUCAUUGAUACUCCUUUGCUCCCAUCCAUUAUCUGUAGUAAAAUCAGUAAUGCAAAUGGAGUUAUUUUAAAGCUAUCUUGGUUGAUUUAUUCAUUCAGAAAUAAGCUAUGCUGUUUUUGUGUUUAUGUACAUCUCUACAGAAUGAAUGACUCCCAAAAAGGACAUGGUAAAAUGCACUCUGAAGUUGUUAUGGAUUUGUUCUGAAUUUGGUGUGGGACUAGGACAAAUUUUUGAAAAAGUUAAGCUUCCAUGUUGGGUUAAGCGUCGUUACACCUUUAUGCUUAUGUAGUGUGAUGAGACAAGAAGGUGAUAUGAGCAGCAGUGUUCACUCUGCUGGUUUUCUAAAAAACUUUUGCUGCUUCUCUAUUAUAACUGGAAAAAAUGCCUUUUUCAGUUAAAGAAAACUCCAAAAUAGAAUUCCAGAAUAUACUUAUGACUUUAAACUACUGUCAGUUUUUUAAAACUCUCAGUGAAAUUGAAAGAAUAUAUUGAAUGCCCAACUAUAAGAACAUUUUUUAAAAAUGUAUGAAUAUAUAUGUAUAUCUC